UGUAGUUUUGUGUAGCGUAACCUGGUGUAAGAAGAACAAGAAGAGUCCGCGGUCUGGAAGUUGUACGAGACAUCAAUUGAAAAAAGCGGAUUUAUUUGUGUAUCAUCAGCAAGAGGCACCACUUUAUAUUUAUCAUAGCAGAAAUUACAUCUCAAAUUCUCAAAAAUGGCUAAGAAAGCAUUUCAGCAUCAGGCGGGCACAGCCAUGGAGUGCUUAAGCAUCCCAAUAACGUUACACAAAGAAAAAGACAUCGACGAGGAAGGGCGAGAAGUGUUAAAGUGCGGUUUCAAAAUUGGUGGUGGCAUCGAUCAAGAUUUCCGAAAAAGCCCUCAAGGCUACACAGACUAUGGAAUAUACGUCACCGAAGUACACGAAGGAAGCCCUGCGGCAAAAUCGGGCCUGAGAAUGCACGAUAAGAUUCUGCAGUGUAAUGGGUAUGAUUUCACCAUGGUAACGCAUAAGAAAGCCGUCAGUUACAUACGAAAAAAUCCCGUGCUCAAUCUACUCGUCGCGAGAAAGGGCGUUACAUCGACCUAAAGUACACGUGAACGAACCAGCAUGGUCCAGUUUCGUUCAUGUUGGAAUCCUCAUCCAGUCGUAAUCGAAAGUUACAAUACGGAAUACUCCUCCUGUCGAAAAAAAAGUCGGGAACAUUCCUCGUUUGCCUAAUUUCAGGUCAGACAAAUCGAACGAGAGGCAAUCCAUUCCAAAUUCAGAACAUUCCACCCGAACUGCAAGUGAGUCGAAGGUGUCUGUGGACUGACCCAUGCUUUCCUGCGUAGUUUGUGCAAUUAGUUAGGUGUAGAACCAGGCUGACUAGUCUAACGACCAGGGUCCAUGCAAGUUGCACAAGACUUGUUUAAAAAGACGCAGUUCCCCCUUAAUUGUCCUUUGUCGCUUUUUUCUGAAACGAUCAAGCAUUUUUUGAAAAAAAAAACGAAAACAGUUUUUAUUACACAUAGCUAUUGAUUAUUUGUAAGCAUGUUUCUAGGUGUAAUCGUUAGUUAGAUGCUGCCUCCUACCUCCAUCGAUCGUAUCGCAGCCUGUUUCGCUCGUUUUGAUCGAACGUUCGGUAGAGGAGAGGAAAGCAAAUAAAUGGACAUAUAGUUGCUUAUUAGAAGAUUCUACUCGUUUGAGAGAUUUUAGCGCAUUUUAGACGUGAUGGUGGUGUUAUAAAUUAAAAACACAAAAAAGAAAAAAAGAAAAAAUACUAAGCAAACAACAUGACAACCGGACACAAUCGACGACACGUACUGUAAUCACAGAAGAAAUUUGUUUGAAGGACUGUCUUCGUGUCCUUUUUUUCUACACACGUGUAUUUACAGCCGUACGAGACCCACGUUUCGUAGUUCGAUGACGUUCGUCACUUUCAUAUCUAGCUCUUAAAAAUGUAUGCCAAAGUAAGAUUAAACUAUAAAAAAUAUGUAAACUUGUCCAAUGCAGACGAUUCAUUUUGGAAAGGAUAUGAAAGAAACUGCCAGUCUAGU
Messenger RNA from Anopheles nili, 1487 nucleotides. Its product is annotated as tax1-binding protein 3 homolog. Gene Ontology annotation, molecular function: protein binding. Bases 166 to 537 code for a protein of 123 amino acids. Gene Ontology annotation, cellular component: postsynaptic density; adherens junction; postsynaptic membrane. The record is from RefSeq and is a predicted model, not a curated record. Gene Ontology annotation, biological process: neurotransmitter receptor transport, endosome to postsynaptic membrane; neurotransmitter receptor transport postsynaptic membrane to endosome. The transcript has 3 exons. Lineage: Eukaryota; Metazoa; Arthropoda; Insecta; Diptera; Culicidae.